UCUUGAGUUGCACAGAUUACGAACUGUGAAAGUGUGAACUGUGAAGACGCGUCUGGUGAAUUGUGAUAAUAAUAUGAUUAUAUGAAUUAUGAAAUAUCUUUGUAUUCCUAUUCCAGCAACUAAAUAGUCUCUAAUUCGUCGGACGUCGGUGUGUUCUAUUUAUUAAAUCUGCAAUAGAUUGAAGAAUUGAUUGAUAAAUGAAGUUUUAUUUUGAAUUGAAGGCCUAAACUUUAUUAUAUAUAUUUGUGAUGGUCUACAUUGGGGAGUCUUUUAAUAUAUAUUUUUUGAAAAUAAGAAGUUAAGGAAUUUUACAGUUUCUUAAAUCUUUAUUCUGACACAACACAGACGAAUUUUCAAAAUGAAUAUAUCUAUCGAAAAAAAAAGAAUGGAUUGCUCUGCUUUGCCAAAAGGAUGGCAAAGAGAAGAAGUCAUAAGAAAAAGCGGACUAUCCGCUGGAAAAGUUGACGUUUAUUAUUACAGCCCAACAGGUAAAAAGUUUCGCAGUAAAGCAGAGCUAGUUCGUUAUCUGGGUGAUAGUAUGGACCUAUCAUGUUUCGACUUUCAGCAGGGUCAAAUUAACACCAUGCUGCUGUGCAAGGCCAAGAAAGCUCGUGCGCAGUUUGAUUACAGGGGUGUACGAUCUGAUGCCUCGUUAGUUCCUCCUAUACGACAAACAGCUUCAAUUUUCAAGCAACCAGUUACUGUCUACAAAACUCAAGAAAGUAAAGUUAAAACAGAUUUAAAGCAUGGUAACCAAGAAAAACCUAAGCAACUAUUUUGGGAAAAAAGACUUGAGGGUUUGACUGCUUGUGAUGCAAAUGGUGUUAUUGGAACCACUACAUUACCUCGAUACAUAAAACCUUUGGGACCCUACACAUCAGAUGCUACAACUAUCCAAUCUCUUGCUACAGCAUUGCAUGUAUCGUCUCAACCUAUAACAGGGCAGACUGGAUCAAAACAAACAAUUAUCGAAAACCCAGGUGUUUUUUUAAAUCCUGAGCAGCCAUUGAUUGCAGCUGUGACAAUAACAAAAGAGGAUGUAAAGAGGCAAGAAGAAAGGGUGAAACGGGCUCGCUUGAGGCUUAAAGAGGCUUUAGUGACUGCAUAGGGUCCAGCCGGUGACGGGGAAACCCCCGUUACCGACAAAGCUGACCCUUUAGACAUGGUCCUUCCAGAUUCAACAGAAGAAUCACCUAAAGCAACUGUUUCUGAAUGUGUCCCAGAUAGCACAGAAUCUAAUAUAUAGACAUAACUCCUCUCCCUAUGUUUAAUUAAUUCAUCAUAGGACAAGUCUAGGUACUAAGUUUUUUUAAGCCUAUGUGUAGUCUUUAAUAUAUGUGUGGAAAGUUAUCACAAAUAUUUUAAUAAGACAUCAUCAAAUUGCAAAUUAACUAAAUUCACAUUUUCAUGAACUUUUUAACAGUGAUAACCAUGUAUUUACUUCAAGUAUAAGUAAUUUUUUAAUAUAUAUAGAUAUAUAAGACAACUUUGUAAUAUUGUAAGUAAUUAAAACACUUGUAAUUUG
Messenger RNA from Pieris napi, 1525 nucleotides. RefSeq names its product methyl-CpG-binding domain protein 2 (gene MBD-like). The record is from RefSeq and is a predicted model, not a curated record. Lineage: Eukaryota; Metazoa; Arthropoda; Insecta; Lepidoptera; Pieridae. The transcript is spliced from 5 exons. The coding region runs from base 359 to 1108 and encodes 249 amino acids. Gene Ontology annotation, molecular function: DNA binding.